Molecule: messenger RNA, 1609 nt
Organism: Harpia harpyja (harpy eagle)
Lineage: Eukaryota; Metazoa; Chordata; Aves; Accipitriformes; Accipitridae
Product: P2Y purinoceptor 1-like
Exons: 1
Coding region: 1-1056 (351 amino acids)
Biological process (GO): G protein-coupled receptor signaling pathway
Cellular component (GO): membrane
Molecular function (GO): neuropeptide receptor activity
Source: RefSeq, a predicted model, not a curated record
AUGGCUGUGGAGGCUCUCACCCCGUGGCCCGGCAAUGGCAGCGGGGCCCUGUGCCCCGUGGACACCGCCUUUGCCCAGCGCUUCUUGCCCACCGUCUAUCUGGCAGUGAUCCCCCUGGGGCUGGCGGGGAACGGGCUGGGGCUGUGGCACCUCUGCACCGGGCCCCGGCGCGGCGCCCGCCAUCCCCUGGGCCUGCUGGUGGGCAACCUGGGCCUGGCCGACCUGCUGUACGUCAGCACGCUGCCCUUCCUCGUCAGCUACUACCUGCGGGGCAGAGUGUGGCUCUUCGGGCAGGGCUGGUGCCGGAUCACCCGGGGCCUCUUCCACCUCAACCUCUACGCCAGCAUCGGCUUCCUCACCUGCAUCAGCGUCCACCGCUACCUGGGCAUCGUGCACCCGCUGAAGGCACGGGGCAGGUGCCAGGGGGCCACCUCUUCGGCGUGGCUCAGCACGAUGGUCUGGGUGUGGGUCAUCGCGCAGGUAGCUCCCGAUUUCGCCUUCAGCAAGAUGGAUGACAUGGGGACGCGGUGCCACGACACGACGAGGCACGAGAACCUGGGCGUUUACUUGCCGUACACCGCAGCCAUCACCGUCACUGGGUUUGUCAUCCCGUUCCUCAUCAUCAUCGGAUGCUACUGCCACGUGGUGGUGGUGCUCUGCAGGAACGACACCGUGGACCCCAGCCUCAGGAGAAGAAGCAUCAGACUGGUGAUUCUCGUGAUGGUCCUAUUCUCCAUCUGCUUCCUCCCCUACCAUAUCUUCAGAAACCUCAACUUGUUGUCUCGAGGCUGGCAGCUGCAAGGAUCCUGCACACAGGCUUUAAAGAACAUCUACAUUUCCUACCAGGUGACCCGGGGCCUGGCCAGCUUCAACAGCGCCCUCAACCCCCUGCUCUACGUGAUGACCAGCGAAGACUGCAUGUCACGUAUGAGGACCAUCUACCAAAGAGCCAGCCAGUCCCUGGGGCCCACCUUCAGGAGGAAAACCUCUUGCCAGACAGAUGAGAAGAAGAUGAGCAUCAUUCUUUGUGAGGAGGAGGCUUCUGAUGAGCUCUGAGGUACCCAGCACCCCCUCCGAAAGAUGCACCACUUCAGUUUGCACUUGGCCCCUUCUUGGGAGCAGCCCCCCUACCUUGAUGCCUGUUUUGUAGAGAGAUGGUGACUGCAGCUUCACUGGCUCCAAUGUCACACAAGGGAUAAACAAGACUGCCAGCAUCAGAGAGCAAACUGGGACUAGGUUUUAGAGCAAAGCUACUCAACCCAACAAUUUUGCCUGCAGUACGCCUGGAGAUGGAAAAAGAUGAACGUUGUAUUUACUCCAGUCCCGAAGCAUUUCUCAGUCCAGCCUCCAGUGCAGCAGUCCGAGCUGGUUAACAUCCCCCUGGCGCCCCAGCCGCUCAUCGAGCUCUUCAGUGAAUGAGGGAUGGGGGUGAAUGAUGCCAUGUUCCCCCCGCUGCAUCUCCUCUCUCCCACUGGACAUGGGUUUGAGACAGGAUUCCCUCCUUCACCUAAGGAGAAGGCACUGGUAAUUAUAGACCUGCAUCGCAGGACAGCUGAGUGGGUAAAUUUUUGCAGGGGGGGAAGUCCUUUGGAAUAGAAAUACUCAUAAA